CCGGUAACGCAGCCAGACAGCAGCUCGAGCUCGGUCAAACUUUUACUCUCAUCGAUCGAAACUGUUAUUAUUAAUAUUAUUAAACACAAUGAACUUGGUUUAAAGUCUUCAUCCUUAUUAAAACACUAAAGCGUUAAAUUGAAUCACAUGGAGUUUCUUUAAUCGCUGUUUGUGCUUCGACUGGAUUUGAACAUCAUGACGCCUGACCUGCUAAACUUUAAGAAGGGAUGGAUGUCUAAACUGGAUGAAAGUGGAGAGUGGAGGAAACACUGGUUUGUGCUGACAGAUGCUGGACUGAAGUACUACAGAGACUCAACAGCAGAGGAGAAGGAUGAAGUGGAUGGAGAGAUCGAUCUGAAGUCAUGUGUGAAGGUGUCAGAGUUUGAUGUGGAGAAGAACUAUGGCUUUCAGAUACAGACGAGAGAGGCCUUGUUCACGCUCUCCGCCAUGACAGCAGGUAUCCGCAGGAACUGGAUUGAAGUUUUGAGGAAAAGCAUUCGACCAAAUGGCUCUCCAGACCUCACACAGCUGCCCGACUGCAGCGCCGAUAAAGAGAACACACGGCACACUUCAUCGUAUCGUCAUCACAGCCAAUCGGAGGCCCCCUCCACCACAAACCCCACCCACAGCAAGUUCGACUACGUUGAGCUGUCACGUGUAGCUACAUCUACCGCCCCUACCUCUGCCAGUCAGAGAGAGUCUGGGGAGGGGCAAGUGAGAGAACACGGCCAAUGGCAGGAGGACAGAUCACGUGAUGCCUCUCACAGCCAAUGGGAGGCGGUGCUGUCACGAAAAGGGGUGGGGGAGCUGUCAGAACAGAGAAGAUUAGAAGAGGAGAUUGAGAAGAAAUGGGCGGAGUUUGAGCAGCUGCCACUCAAAGAGUUGAGGUCUUUUGCACCGAUGGGAUCGCGGCCUGGCCUGUUAGCCAAUCAGGCUCUGGAGAGGGAGGUGGCGUCUCUGAAGCAGCAGCUGGCGAUGCUGCAGGGGGGGAGGGAGGGGUCACAGAUGGGGUGGGUGGGGUCAGAUAGUCGGGCGUGCUGUGGUGCGGAGCUUAGUUGCAUUGACAGUUUACAUCAGAUGGAGCGGGUCCACAGGGAGGCGCUGGAGGAGAUGGAGAAACAUCACGCUCAACAGAUCAAAGCUCUAGAGAAAGAGAGAGACGCACUGCUGAGAGAAGAGACCGAGGCUACAGCACGAGUGAUGAAGGUGUUACAGAAAGCACACAGAGCAGAACUGGAGAAGACAACACAACUCGCUGACAGAGAUGGAACUGAUACACACACACAUAACAAACCACAACAGGCAGAGUUGGCGUCUCUCAGGAGAGAGUUGGAGGGUUUGUCUGAACGAUACUCUCAGAAGUGUUUGGAGUUAAAUGAAGCUCAGCAGCAAAGUAAAGAAAGAGAGAGACAGAUGAGCCAGAAAGACAGACAGCUGGAGCAGCUGAAGAGAGACAACCAGGAUUUACAGGUUCGUCUAUCAGAGGAGAUUAAAAUCAUUGGGUCUGGGGUCAGAGGUCAGGGGUCAGAUGAUGGUGUGACUGACGGCAGUGACAGGUCCUGGUGUGAGAUGCAGGUGCUUUUGCGUGUAAGAGAGAAUGAACUGCAGUACUUACAUAAAGAGCUCAGCUGUCUGCGAAACCAGCUGCAUUUCCUCACUACGGAGAAGAACAGUGUGUGUGAUCAGUACCGUGAUGUGUGUGAAGAGCUGAGUGUGAUGAAGAGCAGAAGUGAGCGAGAGAUCGAGACACUGAGAGAUCAUCUGAGAUUGGCACUGAACGCACUGCAGGACGGACAACACCUGGACAACAGCCUGCAGCACUGACGCACAACUACACAACACACACACACAUAUACUGGGAGGAGCCUGAACAAUCAUGUGCCUUUCAUUUCAAUCCAAUCAGCUGCAGGGAUUCACCUCAGCCAAUCAGCUAACAGUACACUGGACUAAAUCUGCUUAGCACUUUUAAUGUUUUUAUAUUAGAUGUUUAAGAGAGUUUGAUUUCUGCAGAUGAGAAAUUCAAAAACAACAGUAACAGUACUGAGUAACUGGACCACUUUUGUUUGUUUUUGUGUCUGUCUGCGCGUGUGUGCGUGCGUGUGUGUGCGUCUGUGUCUGUUUGUUACACCUAAACACACAAACUACAUUGAGUUGAGCACUGAUGGAAUAAAGUUGUUGGUCCGUCAGCAUCUCAUUUGGUUUUAUUUGCCAAAUCGUAAUUUUAAUGUGAUCAUGAGCCUCCUGUUAGUUUAAGCGCAUGAUAAUCCAACACUCCUGUAUGCACGUGUGCGUGUGUUUGUGUUGUAUGUGUGUGUGUGUGUUUAUUUGUUUACCUCUGUGCCACAAAAACCAGAGCUUUGCUUUAAUGAGCCAAUGUUUCUAAAGGUCUUUCUUGUUCUUGUUUUUAUAUUUAAUUAUAGGAGUUUACGGCAUAUCUAAAUGUAACAUGUUACAACCAAUAAAAGAUGGGUUAUUUGGUC
Molecule: messenger RNA, 2480 nt
Organism: Paramisgurnus dabryanus
Lineage: Eukaryota; Metazoa; Chordata; Actinopteri; Cypriniformes; Cobitidae
Gene: triobpb
Product: TRIO and F-actin binding protein b
Biological process (GO): positive regulation of substrate adhesion-dependent cell spreading
Cellular component (GO): actin cytoskeleton
Molecular function (GO): actin filament binding
Source: RefSeq, a predicted model, not a curated record